Synchiropus splendidus (mandarinfish) is the source of this 919-nucleotide messenger RNA. Its product is annotated as pancreatic secretory granule membrane major glycoprotein GP2-like. The transcript has 3 exons. The coding region runs from base 402 to 791 and encodes 129 amino acids. The record is from RefSeq and is a predicted model, not a curated record. Gene Ontology annotation, cellular component: apical plasma membrane; cell surface. Lineage: Eukaryota; Metazoa; Chordata; Actinopteri; Syngnathiformes; Callionymidae. Gene Ontology annotation, biological process: neutrophil migration.
CCGUCUCCCUCGAGGGAAAACAAACACUACAGGAUGUUUGUGGUCGACACAGUGGCACACAUCACACCAGAGUGGACUCAUGUUUCCGCUGCACAUGAUGCAGUUGGACUAUUUCAAAAGACACAGGCAUCUGAACUCACAGUCCUGGUUGAUUUUUAAAUCUGAGGCAAGGGUGCUUAAAGAGCUGGCGAGGCACCAACUCUCUGCGUCCGGUCAAGUGACCUGGACACACAUCACCAGGUUCACAAAGGAAGCAAAAAGAGUCAUCUCCCUCCUGUUUUGCACUUGCGUGUGUCGAAUCUUUGACCUCACGCAGCAGCUUUGUGUGCCCCUGCAGCUGCCCUGUGGUGAGGAACCAGCAGACUCUGAGCGUCCUGAGGAACGGCCAGGGUCCCGAGGCCAUGUUCAGGAUCCAAAUGUUCAAGUUCGUGGGCAGCUCGUACACCAACGUCUUCCUUCACUGCAAUGUUCAGAUUUGCCACAACGCUCCGGGACAGUGCCAGCCGAACUGUUCCAGUGAAGAGGGUCUGAUCCGGACACGGAGAGACGUCCCUCUGUCCCACACCGUCUCCUACGGACCGAUACGCCGGCUGCUCAGUGACAAAGCUAACCCCAAUGCUGGCCAGCUCCCCGCUGUGGAGACCUUUGUCCUGGCCGGCCUGCUGGUCAUCCUGCUGCUGAUCACGGCGGUGUUUGGGAGGUUGUGGGUUCGCUCCCGGCGUUUCUACCCGGCACGCGAGGCCCAGCUGACUCUGUCCAACAUCCACCACCUCUCUGAGGUGGCUUCAUGAGACACUUCAAUGACAGACAAACCAGGAGCUAUGCUGAAUAAAGAAUACUUUUCUUUGAACAUAUUUUCCUUAAAUGAUUGUCCAUAGUGUUUAUGUUGUCUUUGACGAUUUUGAAUUCUGAAAUUAAA